This is a messenger RNA of Astrephomene gubernaculifera, 1283 nucleotides long. NCBI's taxonomy places the organism in Eukaryota, Viridiplantae, Chlorophyta, Chlorophyceae, Chlamydomonadales, Astrephomenaceae. The record is from the annotation of a GenBank genome assembly.
CGGUGGCUGGUGCCCGGGUGGCUGCUGCUGGGCGGCACCCCGCUGGAGGAGGACGGGGAGGGCACCGACGAGGUCAGCUGCCUGCUGGCGCUCAGCGGGUGGGCGCCGGGGGCAGCGGAGCCGCCGCAGGGCGCAGUGCUGUACACGGAUGCGCCGGGGUUUGUGGAGGAGGAGUGCACUGCCCGCCUGUCCGGCCCCUACCUGCACGCCCUGGCCGUGCCGCAGUGGGGCGCGCUAGUGCGCUGCCACCGCAAGGCCGCGGACGACCACGUGCGCCUGCUGCGCCUGCCCACCGGGGACUUCGGCUCGGGAACCGGGCCGCAGGCCGUUGCCAUCACGGAGGACAAGCUGGGCAUCCGGCUGCCCAACGGCCCCGACGAGGGCAGCAACUUCGUGCUGGGGCUGGGCUUUGACACGUCACUGCCGCUGGAGCCCCUUCCGCAUCCCCUGAACCCCGAGCAGCCCCCGCUGACCCCGCCCCCGGUGGUGCUGGUGGUCACCUCGGACGGCGCGCUGCGGGUGUACGGCUUCGGCCACCUGGACCUGGCGGCGCAGCUGCGGCCCGGGGCGGACGCGGUGAGGCAGGCGGAGCUGCCGGAGUGGGCAGCAGCGGCGGCGGGAGGCGGGGGUGACGGCAAGCCCUUGGUUGACGAGACGGACAAGGCGGCGAAGGCAGCGCUGCCGGAUGACGAGGACAUCGAGGACAGUGCCGAGUCGGAGAUGCGGCGGGCGGCUGCGGCGGCGGGUGUUGCGAGCGAUUCGGAGAGCGGCGAGGAGGUGACGUCGCCAGGCAUCACCUUCGGGGCCCAGUCCCUGGGCGCUGCUGCCGCCACUCAGUCGGCUGCCGGCCCCUCCGGCCCCACCUUCCCCGGCACCGGAGGCAUGUUCGGGAGCUCGGGAGCGGCCUUCAAGCCAGCCUCAGCGGCUCCAGCUUUCGGCGCCGCACCGCCCGCGACUAGCGCUGCCUCCGCUCCCUUCGGCCUCAGCGGCCCCGCGCCCGCUGCCCCCAGCACCAGUGCCAGUAGCAGCGGCUUCGGCUUUGGGUUCGGUGUCGCCCCAGCGGCCCCAGCUGCCACCUCCAGCGCUCCUGCUGCUCCCGCGGGAGGGCUGUUCGCUGCCGCCAGCACCGCCGCAGCGGGUGGGGGCGGGCUGUUCGGCAGCACCUCCGGCAGCAGUGGCAGCCUCUUCGCCGCUCCCGCCUCUGCACCCGCCAUCAUCCCCUUCGGAGCCAGCUCUCUUGGGUCGUCUGCAGCCUCGGCGGCCCCAGCCACAGCCCCGGCGAC